This is a messenger RNA of Diorhabda carinulata, 1918 nucleotides long. RefSeq names its product probable ATP-dependent RNA helicase DDX55 homolog. The record is from RefSeq and is a predicted model, not a curated record. Gene Ontology annotation, cellular component: nucleolus. The transcript is spliced from 10 exons. Gene Ontology annotation, molecular function: ATP binding; nucleic acid binding. The coding region runs from base 58 to 1845 and encodes 595 amino acids. Lineage: Eukaryota; Metazoa; Arthropoda; Insecta; Coleoptera; Chrysomelidae.
GAAGAAGAAGAAAAGUGAGGUUAUUGUAAAUUUGAAUUAGAGUAUCAAUGAUAAGAAAUGUUGAUCAAAUGGAAUCAAUUGGACGUAAUUUUACACGAAGAAGUAAAGAAUGGUAUCAAAUGUUUACAAUUUCCAACUAUGACUCCAGUACAAGCAUAUACUAUCCCGCAAUUAUUGAAGAAAAAGGAUGUAGCUGCUGAAGCUGUUACAGGCUCUGGUAAAACAUUAGCUUUUUUAAUACCAACCUUACAAAUCAUGAAACAGAGAGAAUCGGAAGAAAAAUGGGGCAAACAUCAAGUUGGAGCUGUUGUAUUGUCCCCAACAAGGGAACUAGCUCUACAAACCAAAUAUGUGCUAGACACAUUAUUAAUACAUGUGAAAAAUAUAUCUCAAAUUUUAUUUGUUGGUGGAAAUAGUGUUGAAGAGGAUGUAAAUAAUUUCAAAACACAAGGUGGAAACAUUUUAAUUUGUACUCCAGGCAGGCUAGAAGAUUUACUUGUUAGAAAAUAUGAUUUAAACUUAGCUAAAUCACUGAAAAGUUUGGAGAUUUUAAUCCUAGAUGAAGCUGAUAGAUUAUUAGAUUUGGGUUUUCAAAAAUCUAUCAAUACAAUUCUGAGUUAUUUGCCAAGGCAAAGAAGAACUGGCCUGUUUUCAGCCACGCAAACCAAAGAAGUUGAAGAUUUAAUUAGGGCCGGUUUGCGUAACCCAGUUUUAGUCAGCGUGUCCGCCAAAGCUAAACAAAGCACACCCGAUCAAUUAAAUAAUUAUUAUUUGAUCACAAAAGAUAAUGGUAAAUUAGCCAGUUUGAUAGAUUUUCUUGAAAAGAAAAAUAUACAGAAAGGAUUACUUUUUCUGCCAACGUGUGCCUGCGUAGAUUAUUGGUCUCAUAUUUUUCCCUACAUCAUACCUAAACAUUUAAAUUUACCAAUUCUUGCUAUUCAUGGAAAAAUGAAACAUAAAAGACAAGCAAUUUUAGGAAAAUUCAGAAUUGCCGAAAAAGCUUUAUUAUUGUGUACCGAUAUUAUGGCCAGAGGCAUUGAUAUUCCCGAAGUAGACUGGGUGAUUCAGUGGGAUCCACCUACAAGUUCUAGUGCUUUUGUCCACAGAGUCGGUAGAACUGCUCGGCAGGGGAAACAGGGCUCAGCACUUUUACUGUUACUUGAAAAUGAAGAAACUUAUGUAUCCUUUAUUGAACAAAACCAGAGGGUAAAACUCCAAAUUGUUGAGAACGUAGUUUUGGAUGAAAAAAUAGAACAUUUGAGGGAGAAAAUACGGAACAUACUAAAAAAAGACAGAGCUAUUAUGGAAAAAAGUACUAAAGCUUUUGUUUCAUACAUUCAAGCCUAUUCAAAGCAUGAAUGCUCUUAUUUACUACAAGUCAAGGAAUUACCAAUAGGAGCUGUAGCUGCAACAUAUGGACUCUUGCAACUACCAAAAAUGCCAGAAUUGAAGAAACGAAUUAUCACCGAUUUUCCAGAAAUACCCAAUUUUAAUAUAAACUGUGUUCCUUACAAAGAUACAGCCAGAGAAAAAAUAAGACUUAAAAAAUUAGAGCAGUAUAACAACACAGGUGUCUGGCCCAGUAACAAACAAGUAUUUUAUAAAAAACCAACAGAACCUUGGUCACUAACAAAACAGAAAAAAGUAGAAAAGAAAAACAAACGUCUUAAAAGAAAAGAAAAAAAGCAGAAAUUAACAAAUAAUAGGAAUAUUGUGAAGAAAAAGAGGAAAAGGAUGAGUGAUGAAGAUUUAGAAGAAUUGAAACGAGAUGUAGAAUUACUCAAAAAACACAAGAAAAAAAAAAUUUCUGAUGAGGAAUAUAAUAAAGAAAUUGGUUUGGUUUAACAGAAAAAACAGAUAUUAAAUUUGUAAAUAAUUAUAUAAUUUAUACAAUAAAUUUUGUUAUAAAUAUAAAAAA